AUGGCGUCUGCCCCUGAUACCACGUCCAUCCCGGGUUACACUAUCUUCCGGGAGGGUGACUAUGAAAGUGUUGCUGCAGCUGCUAUGCUCCCACAGGGAACUCCCCACCCAUUAGAUCAGCUUUCCAUUAAGGAAAUCCCAGAGGCUGCCAAGAUCAUUCGCGAUUAUGCUAGCCCCAAGACUGUCAAGUUCAACUGUCUCACAUUGCGGGAGCCCCGCAAGGCCGAAUACCAGGCUUUCCGCGCGGGCAAGAUCCCUGCGCCAGAUCGCCGCGCCUUCGCCAUUAUCAUUGAGCGCGAGACUCAGCAAGUCGCUGAGGUCGUGGUCAAUUUGGUCACUGGCAAGGUCGAGGAAUUCAAGAAGGUCAAGGAUGUCAUGCCUACUCUGACCUUGGAGGAUUUGGAUAUUAUGGAGCGUGCUGCUCGCAAGGAUUCUCGUGUCAUCCGUGCUUGUGAGGAACUUGGCAUUACCGAUAUGUCCAAGGUUUUCUUUGAUGCAUGGGCCAUUGGUAUCGACGAGCGCUGGGGUUACGAGCACCGUCUGCAACAGGGUCUGGCUUACUACCGUACCUCCGAUUUCGAUAACCAAUACGCACACCCUCUGGAUUUCUCCGUUGUCGCUGAUACCGAGACUGAGGAGAUCCUUAGCGUUGACGUUCGUCUGGUCAAUGGCGAGCGCACUGCUGUCCCUCUGAAGGAGCACAACUACCUCCCCGAGUUCAUUGGUGACAAGUACAUCCACGACCGCCUCAAGCCAAUCGAUAUCACCCAGCCUCAGGGUGUCUCCUUCAAGAUCCGCGGCAAUGAGCUCUCCUGGGCUAACUACAAGAUGCACAUCGGCUUCAACUACCGCGAAGGUAUCGUCAUCUCUGAUGUCCGCUCCCACGAUAUGUACGAAGACCGCGAGCGCACCCUUUUCAACCGUAUCAGUGUUGUCGAGAUGGUCGUUCCCUACGGUUGUCCCGAAGGCCCUCACCACAAGAAGCACGCCUUCGACGUCGGCGAGUACGGCACCGGUCUGAUGACCAACUCCCUGAAGCUGGGAUGUGACUGCAAGGGUGCGAUCCACUACAUGGACGGAGUGAUGUCCACCGGCAACGGUGAGGCCGCCGUUAUCAAGAACGCAAUCUGCAUUCACGAAGAGGACAACGGACUUCUCUACAAGCACACUGAUUACCGCGACGGCACCGUCAUCUCCGCUCGUGACCGCAAGCUCAUCAUCUCUCAAAUCAUCACCGCCGCUAACUACGAGUACGGUUUCUACCACACCUUCACUCUGGACGGAACCUACAAGCUUGAGAUGAAGCUCACCGGUAUGCUGAACACAUACUGCUUGCACCCAUCCGAAGAAGCCGCUCCCUACGGUACACAAGUUGCUCCCCAAAUCACCGCGCACAACCACCAGCACCUGUUCUCCCUGCGCAUUGAUCCCGAAAUCGACGGUGUCAACAACUCCGUCGUUCAAAACGACGCCGUCUCUGCAGACCACGCUGUCGGCUCUAAAGAGAACCCCUACGGCAAUGCUUUCCUCAGCAAGAAGACACCUUUGCGCACAGCUCUCGAGGGUGCUGCGGAUUACUGCUACGAGACCAACCGUACCUGGGAUAUCAUCAACCCUAACCGCAGGAACACCAUUGCCAAGAAGCCUGUCGCAUACAAAAUCCUGAACACAUCUUGUCCACCAUUGCUCGCGAAGCCCGGUAGUACCGUGUACAACCGUGCAGCUUUCGCACGCAAGCCUCUCUGGGUUACUCCUUACAAAGAUUACGAGCUCUUCCCAGCCGGUGACUACGUUUGUCAAUCAACCGGUGAAGAGAACCACCCUCACAACUCCACAAUCCUGGAUUGGGCGAAGCGAAACGAGAAUAUCGAGAAUACCGAUAUCGUCUGUUACCUUCAGUUUGGAUUGACCCAUUUCCCUCGUACUGAGGAUUUCCCGAUCAUGCCUGCUGAGCCUGUUAGCGUUAUGCUUCGGGCUUCCAAUUUCUAUGAGAAGAAUCCUGGUCUUUGGGUUCCUCCUUCUGCUAUUUGUGUUGAUACGCAGUCUACGAAUGCGUUUUCUUCAUCUUGCUGUGCGUCUAAUGCUCCUACCAGCUCUUCGAGACUGUAG
Messenger RNA from Penicillium malachiteum, 2109 nucleotides. Its product is annotated as peroxisomal copper amine oxidase. Bases 1 to 2109 code for a protein of 702 amino acids. NCBI's taxonomy places the organism in Eukaryota, Fungi, Ascomycota, Eurotiomycetes, Eurotiales, Aspergillaceae. The record is from RefSeq and is a predicted model, not a curated record. Gene Ontology annotation, molecular function: quinone binding; primary methylamine oxidase activity; copper ion binding. The transcript has 2 exons. Gene Ontology annotation, biological process: amine metabolic process.